Messenger RNA from Letharia lupina, 1398 nucleotides. RefSeq lists its product as uncharacterized. NCBI's taxonomy places the organism in Eukaryota, Fungi, Ascomycota, Lecanoromycetes, Lecanorales, Parmeliaceae. The record is from RefSeq and is a predicted model, not a curated record. The transcript has 5 exons. The coding region runs from base 1 to 1398 and encodes 465 amino acids.
AUGCUCGUCUCACACGUCAAGAUUGUCAUCCUCGUAGCUGGAGCUGCUCAACUUGCUCGCGCUCAUACCGCUUUCACUAACUUCUUCGUCGAUGGGGUUGACCAGGGUGAUGGCACUGCUGUCCGCAUGAGCAAUAACAUCCAGCAGGCGACCUUUCCGCUCAGCAGCGUUACUAGCCCUGAUAUGGCCUGUGGUGUCAAUGGCGAGACUGGCGUGUCUCGUGUCGCCAGCGUCAACGCAGGCGAUACUCUCGCGUUCGAAUGGCGCGAUUGGCCCGAUGCUUCUCAGCCAGGAUCUAUUGAUCCUAGUCACAAAGGUCCGUGCGCGGUCUAUAUGAAGAAAGUCGACAACUCCGCUGCUUCCAACAAUGCCGCCGGAGAUGGCUGGUUCAAAAUCAUGGAAGACGGCUACGAUAGCACCGCUGGCAAGUGGUGCACUGAAAAGCUCAUCCCUAAUGACGGGCAUCUCGCUGCUACUAUCCCCCAUGAUCUCGCCGGCGGUUACUACCUUGUUCGUCCAGAACUUCUGGCUUUGCAACAAGCAGACAAGACACCAGCCGAUCCCCAAUUUUACGUUGGCUGCGCGCAGAUCUUCCUGUCGUCCAGCGGUUCCGCGGACCCUCUCAAUACCGUUUCAAUUCCUGGAUACAUCAAUAUGAGCACGCCAGCCAUGACCUUCAACAUUUACGACCAGCCCAUGAAGCUACCAUUUCCUGAUUUCGGUCCACCUCUGUAUACAGCUGGUAGCUCCAAGCGUGAUCUCGAAGCUCGUGCGAUGGUCCAGACGAUUGGCCUCAAGCCAGACGCAUGUGUGAUGGAAAAUGUCAAUUGGUGUGGCUUCAUACCUUCUUCCUACACUAAUGAAACUGGCUGUUACGCUGCAUCCCAGAAUUGCUCUGUCCAGGCUACCGAUUGCUACAACUCUGCCGGACCCACGGGUAGCAAGAAUUGCUUCAAUUGGGAAAAUUUCUGCACACAGAUUCGCAACGGUUGCGGUGCAGGUAAUUACAACGGACCGCCCUCUAUUUCCAGCUUCAUGCCCGCACCCCUGCCGAAACUCGACUUGGCAGCGGUCGUUGCUGCGAGUGGCCCCAUGGCUAUCUCUAAUUCAGCACCCAUAGAAGCUUCCUCCACUGUCUCAAUGGAGGCAUACGAUUCUGCAACGACUGCUAUGCCUGCACCUGCGGCAAUGGCGGUGGGACCUGCAAGACAGGGAUGUGUUGUUCUUCUCAUGGAUACUGCGGUACGGCUGAGAAUUACUGUGGCUCGGGGUGUCAGUCUCAAUUCGGCAACUGCUCUGGAACCACAAAGCGCAAGCGCUGGCACAUGCGACAGCACGGACACAUCUUUCGUAGUCGCGGACUUCAUCUCUGAGGUUGGGAAGAUUCAAGAGAUUUGA